Molecule: messenger RNA, 5737 nt
Organism: Lolium perenne
Lineage: Eukaryota; Viridiplantae; Streptophyta; Magnoliopsida; Poales; Poaceae
Molecular function (GO): mRNA binding; protein binding
Source: RefSeq, a predicted model, not a curated record
GUUUUGCGAGCAGCGGUUGGCCGCACCGCAGGACAAACCAGUCGCCCAAGCACAUCAAUCUAGACACCCAACUUCACACCAAAAUUUCCCCAUGGCGCACGGCGAACCAGCGCAAGCCCUCCUCCACCACCUCCGGCGCUCCUCCUCCACCUCCACCUCGCUGCUCACACACCGGCCUCCCCACGUCGCCUUGCCGCCGCCACGGCGCGCGUCCGCUCCGGGACGCUCAGCCCUGAGGACGCACACAACCUGUUCGACGAAUUGCUGCUGCAGGCCACUCCAGUCCCGGAGCGCGCCCUCAACGCCUUUCUCGCCGCCCUAGCCCGCACGCCGCCCCCCGCCGCCUACAGCGACGGCCUCUCACUCGCCGUCGCCCUCUUCAGCCGCAUGUCCCGAGGCCAUGGCCCGCCUGUGCCGUCGCCCACAGUCCACACCUACGGCAUCCUGCUCGACUGCUGCUGCCGCGCGCGGCACCCAGACUUAGCGCUCGCCUUCUUCGGCCGCUUCCUCAGGGCGGGCCUCAAGGCGAACUGCCUUAUCGUCAACCCCCUCCUCAAGGUCCUCUGCCAGGCAAAGCGGACAGAUGAGGCUGCGGACGUGCUGCUUCACAGGAUGCCGCAUCUGGGCUGCAUGCCUAAUGCCAUCUUAUACAACACGGUUAUCAAGGGUUUAUGUGAUGAUAGCAGGAGCCAGCAUGCACUCAAGCUACUCCGGAUGAUGGCAAAACAAGAAGCUGGCUGCUCCCCUGACGUGGUGUCAUAUAACACGGUCAUCAAUGGAUUCUUAAAGGAGGGUAAAUUCAGCACGGCAAGCAACCUAUUCCAUGAAAUGGUGCAGCAGGGCGUUGUUCCUGAUGCCGUGACAUAUAGCUCGAUGAUUGAUGCAUUGUGCAAGCGUGGAAGAAGCAGAGAAGCUAGACAAAUUCUGGAUUGUGGGAUUCUCAAGGGCCUCAAACCUAAUAUCGUUGCAUACACUACCAUGCUGCAUGGGUAUGCUAAAGAAGGAUGCCUUGUUGAUAUGAAUAAUCUCUACAACUUGAUGAUAGGAGAAGGUAUUGUACCUGACCAAUAUGUUUUCAGCAUAUUGAUUCAUGCACAUGCUAAGUGUGGAUUGGUGGAUGAGGCCUUUCUUAUCUUUCAAGACAUACAAAAACAGGGAGUGAAACUGAAUGUUAUAACCUAUUCAGCCAUGAUAGAUGCGUUUUGCAGAAAGGGCAGGAUGAAUGAUGCUAUUCAACAAUUCAACCAGAUGAUUAAUAUGGGGGUACGGCCAGAUGUACAGAUUUUUGGGUGCCUGAUUCAGGGUUAUUGUACACAUGGUGAUUUAGUGAGAGCUAAAGAAUUGGUUCAUGAAAUGAAGGAAAAAGGCAUCAGUUAUCCUGGCAUUAUGUUCUUCAACUCAAUAAUAAAUAGCCUAUGCAAAGAAGGAAGGGUGACAGAUGCACAAGAUAUCUUUGACUUUAUGAUACAUAUAGGUGAGAAGCCCGAUGUUAUCACAUUCAAUUCACUGAUUGAUGGAUACUGCUUAGUUGGCAAUAUGCAGAAAGCAUCUAGAGUAUGUGAUGAUAUGGUAUCGGUGGGCAUUGAGCCUAAUGCAAUUACGUACGGUAUACUUAUUGAUGGGUACUUUAAAGCUGGAAUGGUGGAUGCUGCGUUGACUUUGCUCAAAGAAAUGUCAGGUGUGGCAGCUAAACCGGAUACUCUUACUCAUGCCAUCGUACUGGAUGGGUUGUUUAAGGAUGGUAGAACUGUUGCUGCAAAGGAAAUGUUCCAUGAGAUGAUCAAAAGUGGAGUGAGAUUUUCCAUUGGUACAUACAAUGUAAUUCUCGGCGGGCUUAGCAAAAAUGGUUGUGCAGAUGAAGCAGUCAUGCUGUUCGACAAGUUGCGAGCAAUGAACCUUAAAUUUGAUAUUAGAACUCUCACCAUUAUAAUUGAUGCUAUGUUUAAAGUUGGAAGAAUAGAGCAAGCUCAGAAUUUGUUUGCUGCAAUACCAGCCAAGGGAUUGGUACCUACCGUUAUAACGUACACUACGAUGAUGUCAAACCUUAUAGAAAAAGGAUUGGUAGAAGAAGCUGACAAUAUAUUUUCAUCAAUGGAGAGGAGUGGUUGUGCUCCCAACUCUCGUAUGCUAAAUAUUAUUACCAGAAAGUUAUUGAAAAAAGGUGAAAUAGUCAGGGCCAUCAAUUAUAUGUCCCGAGUUGAUGGGAAAAGCAUGUCGCUUGAAGCUUCAACUAUUUCUCUGUUGAUAUCUCUCUUUUCAAGGAAAGGGAUAUACCAUAAACACAAAGAUUUGCUCCCAGAAAGGUAUCAAUUUUUGGAAGGAGACAUCCGCAGUUGACAUGAUACAUUCUAUCUGAACUUAAACCCUCAAAAGGCACACUUUGAGAUUUUCCUUGCAAUGAGGCCUUUCUGCUGAUACAAGAAAUGCCUGUGAACCUCUUAGGAGCCGAGCUCCCGGUGCCCGUGACGCUGCAAGAGCGGCACCUGGUUUCACGGGCAAGUCAGCCUGGUUACCUGAGUACCUCGUACAGUAUCCAUGUUAGACUUACGCUUAUUUACUCGGAGUGGCUCACAGAAUUCACAAGACUGGGGAUGAGGUAACCACCCUAGUUAUGCACAUGCAGAAGUGAUGUCUUACAUGGAGGUAGGAGGCCAUCUUCGAUAGCCUGGCAUGAUUUGCCUCUAAACCUCAUUGGAGCUGAGCUCUCGGUGCCACCACGGCAAUCGAGAGCAGCACCCUGUUUCAUGGGCAAGUCAUCCUGGUUGUCUGGGUAUCUCUUACGAUAUUACCACGUCAGACCCUUUGUUUCACCCAUGUAGAUUUUCACAUGACCAGGAGAUGAGGUAAGCGCUCUACUUAUGUACAUGCAAAAUAAGAACAUCUCAGUGAUUAGGGUACUCGAGUAGAAAAAAAAAUGUGAUGCCACCAAGUGACUUAAUAGUUACAAACAAUGAGGAGCAGACCAGAAUAUGCAUAAAAAGAUUUCUUCAUUUCUGUCAGCCGCAGCGGUAUUUCUCUUCAGGCUGACAGUCAUUAGCAUUCCUUUAUGCCUUUAAGCAGUUUACCUCAUCACUGAUGCGAGUUUUAGAAUUAAUCCACUAUGGCAUGAUACAGUUUACAUCACAGUGCAUCUGCAGUUUCCUUUUGUUUUUCUUUCCUUUUCUGUUUUCCUGAGAUUCAGACUAUUCAGUGGACUUGCAGAUUUGCAAGCUUUACAUUUUUUAUUUUAUGAGCAUGUGCAAGAGGUGUGAGGCAUUGAAAAUAAUUAGAAGCAAAUAACAAGUGGUGCCUAAGUGAAUCCACCUUUUAUAGCCCACACAUAUAGUGUCACAAACUAAUCGAAAUUAUGUUGCAGAAAUUGAUCAGUAGGCAGAACAGAACUAUAAAUUAGGUUUAGUAGAAUACGCAUUCCUAAUAGGAAGAAAAAUAUGCAGAAACAGACAGGUGGACUUUGUGAUGAGUCAUAGUGUACCAGUCAAUGACCAGUUGAUGAUACAAAAUAAAUUAUAUAACAUAUUAUUCUAACGAUCAUUUUUAUAAACCUCGACUUUACAUUGUUUAUGUAAAGCAGCUUGGGUUUCAGGUUCUAAAUUAGCUCCCACUGCAGCAAGACUGCGGGAGAUUAACUAACUAUGCAUACUGAAAGACUAUAUUAGAGGAUUUAAAAUGUCAGAAUCAUUGAUAGCUGUCAAAGUUAACAAGAAACUCCGAGCUCCCUACAUGGUCUGUGCUCAUCAUGGAAAUGAUAGUGCGGAAAACCAAGUUGAAGAGAACAAAAUGUGAAAUUGGUAUCUUCUUGAUAUUAAUAUAUUCCCUUUAUCGAAAAAAAAAGCAACUCGCACAUCGGUAGAUAGCUGAAAAGUUUAGAUUAAUUUUGAGUGUCCAUUUCCUUGUGUGCUACUCCAGAUACGUUUCAGUAUACUCGUUAGGUGCUACUAGGUUUGGUCUAAAGAUUGACUCGUCAUGUGCACAGUUAGCUACUGCGAGCUGCUCAAGAUGCAUGAAUAGAGUGUGCCCAUGCCCUCUCCAUUGCAGAUUUCAGAUUAAAUAUUUUUGUGCAAAGACUCCAUGUAAUUUUGUAUGAACCAGGCAUGUCAAGAUUUGAAAUCAAUUAACUGAUUGUGGAGUAUUAUCAGUAGACAAUUAAUUGACAUGCUUGACCAUCGUCAGAGGAUUACCACAUGGUGGGUUCUCUUAGGCAGACAUUCAUAUGAUGAAUUGGAGGAACAUGAAGCAAAUGUUUAUGGCUAAAAGUCUCCUAGGUAACCUCAGUUUUCCCCAACCUGUAUGAUAGUGCUACUCUAGUUUUGUAGCAAUAAUACUACUGUGUCAAAUUUCAUUUCAUACAGGUUCCAGCUGUAGUGUUGAUUUCAAGUUAUGGAGUGGGUGUAGCAUUUGGUCUAUCCUGGUGUCAUGAUUGUCUUCCAACUAUUGCUCCAGCAUCUUCAAACAGAACCAGAAAAUAUGCAGUUGCAGAUAUCACUAAAGAGUGGAGUGCAGUUGAGGUCAAAGAUUGCUUGUGCUAUUCUUGCUGAUGGUUCUGCUCCAAGCGUACGAGUUAGACGGGCAGGCCACUAUCCGGUGUGGCGGCAGUCGUCCAUCGGGCAGCGGUAGCUCAACGCAAGGCCUGGUCGGCAGCGACGCCUCACCACGACAGUCUCAUCUCCAGUCGCGCAACUCGCAAGCCUCUCCACUGCUCGCGCAGCUUGUCUGAAGUUGCUAAUGACAAUUCUUUAGCAUCAGUAGUUGCUACUGCUUAAUUGUAUCAGUAUAACUUGUUAAGGAAUCCGUAACCUUGUGAACCAUUUGGAAUGCUCCCAUAAUCUUGCUCGGCUAAUACAUGAUCAGUCCUCACAAUCUCCAUCUGGCAGUAAUGAAUAUGGAUUAAGAGGAAGCCUCUACCACUGCCGUUGCUACAAGAUUAAGGUGUAGGAGAAAAAGAUGAAGAAGCAGUGUGACCCUGAUGAACCACGGGCAUGUGAUGCUGAUACAAUGGCGGCUUGAUGACUACACCAUACUGAUCUGAUUGAUGCUGCUGCUCUUUGUUUAGCUGCUGCUCUCUGUGCGAGGAGCACCUAGACGUCGAGGUGCUGGGUGAGAAGAACCUGGGCGCCGGUGGUCGACGAAGAGGCGAGGGCCACCUGGGCGAGGGGAUCUCGUCCUGCAGGAUCACCUAGGCGAGGAGCUUCCUGGGCAGGAGGAGAUCAUCCUCCAGGAUCACCUGGGCGAGGAGCUACAUGGGCCGGAGAUCUAGGAGCACUUGGGCGGCUGGAGAUCGUCCUCCAGGAGCACUUGGGCAGGAGCUGCCUAGGCCGGAGGUGUAGGGGGCAGAGGAGUAGCUGGGGACGGAGGAGGAGCUGCUGGGGCUGGAGGUGGUAUCGCCGGCGAGGGCGAGGGCGGAGGAGGCGGAGGGCGAUCGAGCCGUGUACCGAUUGAAAUCUGGGUGGGUACCGUUUCAGAUCUGGGAGGGUAGCAUCGUCUUUUUUCCCUGUUUCACCUGGUCGGAACCAAUCGUUAAACGUCUUAUAUUUCUGGACGGAGGGAGCACAUCAUUAGAUGGAUGAGACCUCUCCAGUGAUUUUUUUCACGCGGAUAACACCCCAUUUAGUCCGAGCGCUUCACCUGCAACUUGAGCCCAGGUGGGUUGACUCACAUCCUAAGCUCUAGCCGCCAAGCCAGCGCUUGGCUCUCGAAACUACUAUAUGUUGUUGGUUGCAUGCUCAAGAAGUUCAGUACA